Plasmopara halstedii is the source of this 162-nucleotide messenger RNA. RefSeq lists its product as uncharacterized. The record is from RefSeq and is a predicted model, not a curated record. NCBI's taxonomy places the organism in Eukaryota, Oomycota, Peronosporomycetes, Peronosporales, Peronosporaceae. The transcript is spliced from 2 exons. Bases 1 to 162 code for a protein of 53 amino acids.
AUGAAAACUCUCUUCACGCCAGAUUUUAAGCGGGAUGAACAUUCGAAUAUCACAGAAGCGCGCGUUCAUAAUAGCCUUUUUGUCGGUGCCGGUGCACUGAGAGCAGUCCGACAGAAAAAUUUUACGCUCCCCGCUGUAAUGAGCGUCAUACUUAUUUGCUAG